GUGACCUGUGUUGUGUCAGCGUCUCGUGUCAGCAAGACAUGCCUUCGUCGACACACCAUGCCCAAGACUCCACUAUUUUACAGACUAGCUGCACCAAGUACUUUAUGGAACGUGGAGAUGGCAUGCAGAAACGCAUACUGGAGAACCAUUUUGCAGGUUACGACGCCUCUGGAGACAUUCAUGACACAACGACAGGUGUCCGCCCUCCCAUAUCACCUCCUCAACAUGUGGUUCCACAACGAUGUCCGUCCCCGGAUCCACUACUAUCCGACCCUAAUAACAGCAUGCGGACCAGUGUGUCCUUAUGGAGGAUUUAUACUCACGUGAAGCGUCACUCCAACAUGUUUGUCUUAUGGACGCAAACAGCCAGUCUAGAUGACGAAGACACCGGGCUGAGCGCAGAAACCGUCGCACGGCUCAAAUUCCCACUGCAGUUCAUGCCUUCGCUUGAGGGGGAUCACCACUGCCGCCGUCAAGCUCUACCUUCCACAUUCAGCUUCAGACAAGGAUGCGCAAGAUAAUCAUCGAGCUUCACGGUUGGGCGCCGGCAUGCAGUGCUAUGUCUCGCAAUGUUGUCGACAUUUUUCGAAAUGGCUGGAUACAAGGCAUACAAUCACGCAUAUCGUUCAAACCAG
Molecule: messenger RNA, 635 nt
Organism: Suillus discolor
Lineage: Eukaryota; Fungi; Basidiomycota; Agaricomycetes; Boletales; Suillaceae
Exons: 5
Coding region: 39-521 (160 amino acids)
Source: RefSeq, a predicted model, not a curated record